CCCUAUUUAUUGCAUAGUUUGAAGAACAGGCGAUUAUUGAUUCGUUCGUUCAUUUCAUUGUCGUUCAGACAACACAGAUCGAGAGGGAGAAAUUACUCAAUAGAUUUCUUAGCUUUCGGACACCCAAAUCCCUGUCUUAAUUGCAAAUAUGGGGGAUCAUUUUGUUCUUCUGGUGGAUCGGAUGCUAACGGAAUCGACUCUCGAGGCGGCAAUCGAGAGUCGGAUUUCAUCCAAGCAAGCUGCGCCGCCGGCAACAGCUGCUAUCGGCGUGGACAGCUUCUCGCAGUGUAAGGCCUCGGCAGGAGGUGUCGGGGAAGUUGUGGAAUGCCGGAUAUGUCAGGAUGAGGACGUGGAUUUGAAUAUGGAGGCUCCUUGCUCUUGCUCGGGUAGCUUGAAGUACGCUCACCGGAAAUGUAUACAGCGAUGGUGCAACGAGAAGGGAGACACGACGUGCGAAAUAUGCCAUACCCCAUUCAAGCCGGGAUACACGGCGCCGCCUCCAAUCUUCCGUCUCCGGAGACUUCCGGUGAACUUGAGGGGAAACUGGCGAAUCACGAGGACUGAUCCCGACAAUCCCCACAUUAUCGCGAUGGUUUCAACUGAUCGAACUCAAACUCUGUUAGAUCCAGAAUAUGACGAGUAUGCGGCUUCCACGCUACGAAGCAUCGUUUGCUGUCGCACCGUCGCCAUAAUCCUCAUGAUUCUGCUGAUCAUUCGACACACGCUCCCGGUCAUCGUGAGCCAACCGGGGGACUAUUCUUUCGCGCUACUCGUGCAGUUGCUGGCGCUUCGGAUCGCGGGAAUUGUGGUCCCGAUUUGCAUAUUGUUGAGAGGGGCGACUUCGGUCCUCGAGAAUCGAGGACGGCAAGAACAGUUGCAGUUGCAGUUGCAGGGUGACAUUGUUGAUGUAGCAGAUGAAGAAGAAACGGGCAGUGAGGCACAUGUUAUUACUAUACAGCAAUUGGAGUAGAUAUAUUUUAUCUAUGUUGUGUUGUGUUGUCUAUAACAAACAAAUCUUCUGCUUGUGCAUCUACCUUAAAAUUAUUAGACCUGUGCAAUGUAAGAAUCUUUUGCAUUCCCCAAAUUUCUUUUAUUU
Molecule: messenger RNA, 1096 nt
Organism: Andrographis paniculata
Lineage: Eukaryota; Viridiplantae; Streptophyta; Magnoliopsida; Lamiales; Acanthaceae
Exons: 8
Coding region: 149-970 (273 amino acids)
Biological process (GO): protein ubiquitination
Cellular component (GO): membrane
Molecular function (GO): ubiquitin-protein transferase activity; zinc ion binding
Source: RefSeq, a predicted model, not a curated record